GUUACCGCCGAGCGGGUGAAAGUUGUUGAACAAGCGUAUGCUAAGUAACAUUCUAUGUUAUGAGAGUUAAAGUGAACUAGUAUAUGAAGCAUGGGUAAUAUUAAGGAAACCUAAGAUUAAGGAAAAUUAAUUCAUUAUAGUGAACUAUAAAUUAUGAACUAAUUAGCAUUAUCCAUGAUUAGUGAUGCACUAUAUUGAUACAGUAUUUAAUGGUUAGUAGUGCUACGCACGUCUAACGUUUAUUAUGCAUGUCCUCAGGUUUGACCGAAUGCAAUAAACAAUUCGCGUCACCGUGCGUGUCAAAUCCUUUAGCUGCCUACAGGCAACUACAGUAACAUAUACAAGCUGUUAAGCAAUAAGGAAAACCAAAGAUGAGGAAACAUAUACAAGUUCAUAAGCAACAAAGUGAAUGUAACAUUUAUCAAAUAAUAAGCAAUAAAGGAAAGAUAUAUACCCAAACUACAACACAAAUAUAAGUAGCUUAGGCGUGUACGUAAUGAAGAGUGUGAGUGUACGUCUGUGAGUGUUCUUUUCGUCACGUCUUCUAACUCACGUCGAUGUAACCGAAUCCAGGCACCAUGAGGGAGGAUGGUUCCAACUGCGAGAAACGAGCGAGAUUGAUGAGGUGUGAAGAUGGAAGUCAGUAGUCAGCUCGGUUAGCUCGAUCGAGAUGCGACUCGAGAUGAGUUUCCAAAGCUUCGUCUUUAUUAUACCGCCACGGUGUGGUCGAGACGAUAUUCGAAGCCGAUGGUUAAUUGGAGAGCUUAGUUGUUCGCGAGGCGGGUACGAGGGCUGUAAUACCUCCCCCAUGAGGACGUCGACACCCGGUAACAAGAACCUUGUUGACGGUGGAGACGGGAGGAAAAUUGGAGAGGCCCUCGUCAGCAUAGAGAUGUGGGAGCCCGUUGCCUUGUGCUGCUUCACCAGGAGGACGGGAUGCCUUGUGCUGGGCUCUCUGGAAGUGAUUGGAGCCAUUCUUGGAUUCAUAAUGGCAGUAUUUUUAUUCGCAUUAGUAGAGAACAACAUGAUGGACAUGGUGUGCUCACAUACGACUGGCAUGGUGAAUAAAAAAUUUGGAGAGCAACUGUCGACAGUUGUUUAUGGUUUCCUCAUAGGACUGAUGAUCAGUUCCGUGAUACAGUGCGUCUGCUCCAGCAUGAUGAUCCAUGGAGUGAGAAAGAACAACCAUUGUCUCAUGGGUCCCUUCCUGAUCAAGAACCUUAUAUGCAUAAUCUUACACAUCACCCUCUGCGGUACUGUUGUCGCAUUCUUGAGUGUACUGAACUUAGUUUUGAUGAUCGUCUAUGCUUACUUUCACGGUGCAGUUAUCUUCAUGUGGACCUACUUCUUGCUAACCGUGAGGGCUUACUACCAUGAGCUGAAGCGUGGCAAACCAGACGACUAUCACCAGCUGACUGAAAAUUGUCAAACUGAAAACGGUCAGCCCAGUAAACUGUGAAAAGAUGUCGAGUAAUCGGAAUAAAACCAGAGGAUAUAUAUAUAUAUAUAUAUAUAUAUAUAUAU
Molecule: messenger RNA, 1524 nt
Organism: Scylla paramamosain (green mud crab)
Lineage: Eukaryota; Metazoa; Arthropoda; Malacostraca; Decapoda; Portunidae
Exons: 6
Coding region: 671-1459 (262 amino acids)
Source: RefSeq, a predicted model, not a curated record